This is a messenger RNA of Verticillium dahliae VdLs.17, 477 nucleotides long. RefSeq lists its product as uncharacterized. The transcript has 2 exons. NCBI's taxonomy places the organism in Eukaryota, Fungi, Ascomycota, Sordariomycetes, Glomerellales, Plectosphaerellaceae. The record is from RefSeq and is a predicted model, not a curated record. The coding region runs from base 1 to 477 and encodes 158 amino acids.
AUGGCAGAGGUCCUUGGUAUUGUCACCGGCAGCAUUGCUCUUCUUGAGGUCGCCGGUCGUCUCGGCGGCCGCGUCCUCAAGCUCAAGCAGCUGUUUGAUGAGCUCAAGGAGGUGCCAGAUACCAUCCGCAGCCUGAUGGAGCAGGUGGCGGUCGUCGAGCCGAUUCGCCUCAAGUCGUCGAAGUGGAAGAAGAAGACGAGGUCGUCGACGAAGAAGGCGUCGUGCUUCUACAGAGGGCUCGUCCUCGCAAGCCAGCACAAAGCUUACCGCGCCUCCAUCGCCCCUCCAAAAUGGCUCGUUGGGAGAUGCUGGGAUUUCUGCCUCUCCAAUGCCAGUAACGGAUGGGACUUUGGGUUGAGAACCUACCAAGUUGUGGACUAUCGAUCGGACGUUUUCCAGUGUAUCGACUACGACGAUGUCCUUGGCCUACAACGAUUAUUUGAGGCGCGUGCCGCAUCGCCCUUCUCUGUUGACUAG